CCCACACACAGUGGCGAUACAGGCACUGAGACAGACAGAGAUUGAGACGGAGAGAGAGAGAGAGAGAGAGAUACAGGCACACAUCGAGGGUCCGUGACACUCAGCGGGGCGCUCCAGUGCGCUCGAAAUGUCGUCAGGUGUCCCUCUGACACUCAUGCAAUGCACACACGCACACAUGCACACAUCAACACAUUGACAGAAACGCCACACCCAUCGAUCGACCUGCAAACGCUUCGCGUGACAUGACAGUCAGCAAGCACCCGUCAGUCAGGACCAGCCAGUAGAGUGAGUAGGAGGGGGGAGGGAUUCGGUACCGUACGAUACUAACUCGUAUGCAGGUGAGUAAGAACUCCCCUAAAGCAGAUGGCAGCUGGUCUGUGACCCACUGGCUCGACUAUCACCACGCGCACCACAUGCAGACACGACACGACACGCAUACGUCCGGCACACACGAGUAUCGAGCCAGCAGGGGAUACACAAAACGCGCGUCACGCGCUUGGAAAAUCUCAAGGAUCGAUAAGGGACGACACAGAGACAGACAGACGCCACGAAAAAGCGCUCGACGACCGACUCGUCAACAAGGCGGGCGCGAGAAGCACAAAGAAGCGUACGAACGAACGAACGAAGGAGAGGAGAAGAGAGGAGGGGGAACAUAGGAAGGGGCCAAGGCGUACACAUACAUACAAUGCAGUCGUGCAGACAGCGACUCAGCCCAAUAUGUGGGCCAAAAGCCGCCGGCUACGCACUGCCAUCGCCGUUGGCAAGAGCCGCAGCCUCCCUCUCCUCGAUGAUGCGUUCGACCUCCUCCUUGAUGUCGCCGUGCGCCCCGCCAUAGCCCGCACCACUCUCAACGCGGUCCACGAUCGCCUCGAGCUCGGCAUCAGUCAGAUUGCCCGCAUUGCCCCCAUGAAUGCCGCCAUAGCCACUCUCUCCCUCUGCAGUGGCAUUGCCGUGCACACCGCCAUAACCUACCACGACCAAAGAAAAACGAGGGAAUGUCCCGAGCUUGCUUGUGUGGGAAGGUCUUCCCUCAGAUCGUCUGUUCUGACCUGCACGGGCGCCUUCCGGUGUGGCCUCUUCGGACCCAUGGAUGCCUCCGUAGCCACUCUCUCCCUCUGUCGUCGCGUUGCCGUGCACACCGCCGUAGCCUGACCAGUAUUAACCAGACACGACACGAGCAUUAAAGACAGACACGUGUGCCCGCCCGCAUCCGUCAGUCAGACUUUGCCCUCACCAGCGGGAACGCUUUCUGGCGUGGCCGACUCGUCGCCAUGGACACCGCCAUAGCCUGACAGCAGACGAGCGAGCAAGAGAGCACCGAUUGACGCACUCUAACACAUGUGUCUCAAUCUCUACAUGUGCUAGGUAGAUCUACCCUACCUGAUUCCUCCUCGGCAUGGUAGCCACCAUAUCCAGGAGGCACCUCCUCGGCGGACACGUUGGCAGUGCCGUUGUCGUGGCGGCCGCCGUAGCCGGCGCCCUCCACCACCUGAUAGUCACUUUCGACCUGGGCGCGGCGUCUCUCAGCCGACGUGCGCAGGUGCCUCGAUGGGAGGGCCGACGCCUGCACGCCCACACAGAGAAAGAAAGCAGUGAGCAUACCCAGACAGAGAUCUUCCACAUGGCUGACUGACCAGAGCGAUGCAGAGAAGGACCAGAGCGGGCAGCGCGAACAGGUGCGAUGGCUUCAUGGAUGAUAUCUGGCCCUCAGAGCUGCAGCAAGCAAGGCACACGCAAGCAAUGGCGUUGCUGAGCGUCCAAGCCUGACGAGGCCCCACCUGCCGAGUGAAGUGGACGGCGUCUGACAAGAUGCCAAUUGAUGCUUUUGAGGUAGAUCUCUUGAGGUUUCAGUACUGGGGCAGGCUGCUGAAGUGCCUGAGCUACGUGGGGUGCGCAAUUUCAGCCAGCGAAGAUCUUUUUCAAUUGUUUUCGCGCCUGCCCUGGCUCUUUGAGCUUGCGGCACCACUCAUCCUAGAAGACGCCGCUGCAAGAUGCAGACGCUGUCGAAUUGGGCGAAUAACAUCCCAU
This is a messenger RNA of Vitrella brassicaformis, 2028 nucleotides long. The record is from the annotation of a GenBank genome assembly. NCBI's taxonomy places the organism in Eukaryota, Vitrellaceae.